Molecule: messenger RNA, 2361 nt
Organism: Callorhinus ursinus (northern fur seal)
Lineage: Eukaryota; Metazoa; Chordata; Mammalia; Carnivora; Otariidae
Gene: MMP9
Product: matrix metallopeptidase 9
Biological process (GO): proteolysis; extracellular matrix organization; collagen catabolic process
Cellular component (GO): extracellular matrix
Molecular function (GO): zinc ion binding; metalloendopeptidase activity
Source: RefSeq, a predicted model, not a curated record
UUUAAAGCCCCCACAAGGACGGCUGUAGCUAGACACCACCACCCUCACCAUGAGCCCCAGGCAGCCCCUGGUCCUGGUGCUCCUUGUGCUGGGCUACUGCUCUGCAGCUCCCAGACCACACAAGCCCACCCUCGUGGUCUUCCCUGGAGACUUGAGAGCUAAUCUCACUGAUAAGCAGCUGGCUGAGGAGUAUCUGUUUCGCUAUGGCUACAGUCAUGUGGCCGAGAUGAACGACGACAAGCAGUCCCUAGGUCGGGCGCUGCGGCUUCUCCAGAGGCGCCUGUCUCUGCCCGAGACUGGAGAGCUGGACAAAACCACCCUGGAGGCCAUGCGGGCCCCGCGCUGCGGGGUCCCGGACCUGGGCAAGUUCCAGACCUUUGAGGGCGACCUCAAGUGGCACCACCACGACAUCACUUACUGGAUCCAAAACUACUCGGAAGACUUGCCGCGCGACGUGAUCGACGACGCCUUUGCUCGCGCCUUCGCGCUCUGGAGCGCAGUGACGCCGCUCACCUUCACUCGCGUGUACGGCCCCGAAGCCGACAUCGUCAUUCAGUUUGGUGUUAGGGAGCACGGAGAUGGGUAUCCCUUCGAUGGGAAGGACGGGCUCCUGGCACACGCCUUUCCUCCGGGCCAGGGCAUUCAGGGAGACGCCCACUUCGACGACGAAGAGUUGUGGUCUCUGGGCAAGGGCGUCGUGGUUCCGACCUACUUCGGAAACUCAGAUGGCGCCCCCUGCCAUUUCCCCUUCACCUUCGAGGGCCGCUCCUACUCCGCCUGCACCACGGACGGCCGCUCCGACGACAUGGCCUGGUGCAGCACCACGGCCGACUAUGACACCGACCGCCGGUUCGGCUUCUGCCCCAGCGAGAGACUCCUCACCCAGGACGGCAAUGGGGACGGCAAGCCCUGCGUGUUUCCAUUCACCUUUGAGGGUAAAUCUUACUCCACCUGCACCACCGACGGCCGCUCGGACGGCUACCGCUGGUGCGCCACCACGGCCAACUUCGACCGGGACAAACUCUUUGGCUUCUGCCCGACCCGAGUCGACUCCACGGUGACCGGGGGCAACUCCGCAGGGGAGCCAUGUGUCUUCCCCUUCAUCUUCCUGGGCAAGGAGUACUCGACCUGCACCAGAGAGGGCCGCGGAGAUGGGCACCUCUGGUGCGCCACCACCUCGAACUUUGACAGAGACAAGAAGUGGGGCUUCUGCCCGGACCAAGGUUACAGCCUGUUCCUUGUGGCCGCCCAUGAGUUCGGCCACGCACUGGGUUUAGAUCACUCAUUGGUGCCGGAAGCACUCAUGUACCCCAUGUACAGCUUCACCGAGGGGCCCCCCCUGCAUGAGGAUGAUGUGAAGGGCAUCCAGUAUCUGUACGGUCCUCGCCCUGACCCCGAACCACAGCCUCCAACUGCCCAGCCCACCGCUCCACCAACCGGCUGCCCUACGGGACCUCCCACUACCCGCUCCUCAGAGCGCCCCACUGCUGGCCCCACAGGCCCCCCUGCAGCUGGCCCCACGGGUCCCCCCACUGCUGGCCCUUCUGAGGCCACUACAGUGUCUUUCAACCCAGCAGAGGAUAUAUGCAAAGUGAACUUCUUCGACGCCAUCGCGGAGAUCCGGAACCGGCUGCAUUUCUUCAAAGAUGGGAAGUACUGGCGAUUCUCUGAGGGCAAGGGGCGCCAGGUGCAGGGUCCCUUCCUUAUCACUGACUCGUGGCCGGCGCUGCCCCACAAGCUGGACUCCGCCUUUGAGGACCCGCUCACCAAGAAGAUUUUCUUCUUCUCUGGGCGCCAAGUGUGGGUGUACACAGGCGCGUCGGUGCUAGGCCCCAGGCGUCUGGACAAGCUGGGCCUGGGACCAGAGGUGGCCCAAGUCACUGGGGCCCUCCCGCAAGGCAGGGGUAAGGUGCUGCUGUUCAGCUGGCAGCGUUUCUGGAGGUUCGACGUGAAGACGCAGACCGUUGAUCCUAAAACCCCCAGCUCGGUGGAGCAGCUGUUCUCCGGGGUGCCCCUGAACUCGGACAACAUCUUCCAGUACCAAGGGAAAGCCCACUUCUGCCAGGACCUUUUCUACUGGCGUGUGAAUUCUCGGAAAGAGGUGAACCAGGUGGAUGAAGUGGGCUACGUGACCUUUGACUUACUGCAGUGCCCCGAGGAUUAGGGCUUCCCAUCCUGCUUCGGCACUGCAGAGUGGAUCCUAGGGGGACCAUCCCAAUGGGGAAGGAGCCAGUUUGCCGGAUACAAACUGGUGGGUUUGUUCUGGAGGACAAGGAAGAGUUGAGGUGGGCUGGGCCCCUCUCUUUCCACCUUUCUUUUUUGCUGGAAUGUUUUUAAUAAACUUGAAUUCUUUAACCUUGA